Messenger RNA from Brachypodium distachyon (stiff brome), 1593 nucleotides. RefSeq lists its product as uncharacterized. Gene Ontology annotation, molecular function: glycosyltransferase activity. Bases 254 to 1489 code for a protein of 411 amino acids. The record is from RefSeq and is a predicted model, not a curated record. Lineage: Eukaryota; Viridiplantae; Streptophyta; Magnoliopsida; Poales; Poaceae. Gene Ontology annotation, cellular component: membrane. The transcript has a single exon.
GAACGUUGUUGGCUCAGCACAGCAUGUACAGCGUGCAUGCCAUACGUUGGUUGGAUCCAAGACGACGAUCGCAUCCAUCACAUCGGCAGGCCUCAAAUUUGCAUGAACUAGCAAGCUAGCCAGCUGAAUCGAAUCGAAUUCGAUCGAUCGAUCUGCUUGCAGGGCCCGCGCGCCGGCCGGGAUCUUGUUUUAAUCGACGUGCAGGGGCCGGCCGGGCGUGUGCAUGCAUGUGAGAAUCUUGUUAUCGUAAUCGAUGAAGCUCAAGUCUCGGCGUGGCAUCGUUGGGGACGAGGAAUCGGGUGCAACAGAGGCGGGCGGUGGAAAGGUGGCGCGCAAGGACAGCUGGUGGUCGUCGGGGCUGGCCAAGGCCAUCACCGCUCUUCUGAUCCUGAUGACCGGCGUCCUCAUCGGCUUCGCCGCCAGCGCCAACAUCUCCCGCUACUACUACCACUACUCGUUGGCCGAUCUGGACCAGCAGCAGCAGCAUAAUCAGCAGCCCUCGACGACGUUGCGCAAGGAGGAGAGAAAGCACAAGCAGCAGGGCCUCAACUUGAAGUCGUUCGUGCAUCCCGUUCCUCCGUGGGGCCACGCCAUGUCGGACGAGGAGCUCUUCUGGCGGGCAUCCAUGGUGCCCCGCGUGGAGGAAUACCCGUACCAGCGCGUCCCCAAGGUGGCCUUUCUGUUCCUCACCCGCGGGCCGCUCCCCUUCGCGCGCCUCUGGGAGCGCUUCUUCCACGGCCACCAGGGCCUCUACUCCGUCUACGUGCACGCGCUGCCGGACUACAACACCAGCAGCUCCAACAUCUCCUCCUCGUCGCCCUUCUACGGCCGGCAGAUCCCCAGCCAGGAGGUCUCCUGGGGCUCCAUCACGCUGGUGGACGCCGAGAAGCGCCUGCUGGCCAACGCGCUGCUCGACUUCUCCAACGAGCGCUUCCUGCUUGUCUCCGAGAGCUGCGUGCCCGUGUUCAACUUCCCCACGGUGUACGAGUACCUGGUGAACUCGGCGCAGAGCUACGUGGAGUCGUACAACAUGGACGUGCCGCAGUGCGCCGGGCGGUACAACCCGCGGAUGGCGCCCGACGUGCUGGAGGAGCAGUGGAGGAAGGGCUCCGAGUGGUUCGAGGUGAGCAGGGAGCUGGCCGUCGACGUCGUCUCCGACCGCCGCUACUACGCCGUGUUCCGCAAGCACUGCACGCCGUCGUGCUACCCCGACGAGCACUACAUCCCGACGUACCUGCACCUGGUGCACGGGCCCCGGAACGCCAACCGGACCGUCACCUGGGUCGACUGGUCCAGGGGCGGGCCUCACCCGGCACGCUACGGCAAGGGCACCGUCACCGCGGAGUUCCUGCAGGCCAUCCGGAACAACGGCACGCAGUGCCUCUACAACGGCAAGCCCACCACCGUCUGCUACCUCUUCGCUCGCAAGUUUGCGCCCAGCGCCCUCGGAACGCUCCUCAACCUCACCACCACGCUACUCGACUUCUAAAACUCUCCUUAAUUACUCCUCCUUAUAUAUAUACACAUCCAUCGACUCGUUGUGUUUUUCAAUCUUACAUAUUCCGGACUAGAGUUGAGACGGCUUAGACAAUG